Molecule: messenger RNA, 1941 nt
Organism: Parascedosporium putredinis
Lineage: Eukaryota; Fungi; Ascomycota; Sordariomycetes; Microascales; Microascaceae
Source: the annotation of a GenBank genome assembly
AUGCAGGCCGCACCUUCCGCGUGGUCCCUCGGCGGCUCCAACGGCAUCUCCCGCAGCCUGCUCGCCACCCGCGAGGCCACGGCCAACCGGAAUCCCAGCAGCGCCACGGCCCAGAAUGCCUUUUACCAGCUCCUCGUCAAGGCCGGCAUGCCCGCCAUCGUCGUCGAGCGCUACCAGUCCGGGCUCUACGCCUCCAACGAGGCCGCCGACGCUGCGUACAUUCGCGCCCUCGAGAUGCUCAAGCAAGGUGUCGGGGAUACGGCCGCGGUCGGCGGUGCCGCCACCCACUUUGGAGGUGCGAACAACAUGCCGAGCGAUCAUGUCCAGGCCGUCGCGCAGGCCGUCGCCGCCCGCAUGAGGGGCACGGAUAUGGCCGCCUCUACCGGCCAGGGCAACGGCACCAAGCAGGGCCCGCUCCACGUCAUCGUGGAGGAGUCCAAGGGCUCCGUGCUCUUCCGCUGGAUCAAGACCCUCUUGUACUUUGGCCUCAUUACCUACAUGUGCAUGGUGGUCGUCACCCUGGCCGUCGGCUUCUUCGACAACCUCGACGUCUACAAGCGUGGCAACAAGAAGAGCCAGGGCGAAGUCCGGGCCGAAACGCAAAAGACGAGAUUUUCCGACGUUCACGGCUGCGACGACGCCAAGGAUGAGCUCCUCGAGGUCGUCGAGUUUCUCAAGAACCCCGACAGGUUUUCCACCCUCGGUGGAAAGUUGCCCAAGGGCGUUCUGCUCGUCGGCCCCCGCGAGUUUGACGAAAUCUUUGUCGGUGUGGGUGCGAAGCGUGUCCGCGAGCUCUUCACCGCGGCCAAGGAAAAGUCUCCCUCCAUCAUCUUCAUCGACGAGCUGGACGCCAUUGGCGGAAAGCGCAACGCGCGCGAUGCCGCCUACAUGAAGCAGACUCUCAACCAGCUCCUCACGGAACUUGACGGUUUUGAGCAGAACACGGGCGUCAUUGUCCUCGCAGCCACCAAUCACCCUCAGCUCCUCGAUAAAGCUCUUACCCGACCCGGCCGCUUCGACCGCCACGUCGUCGUUGACCUGCCCGACGUCCGCGGCCGCCUCGCCAUCCUGCAGCACCACGCCAAGAAGAUCAAGGUCUCCCCGGAUGUCAAGUUCUCGUCCAUUGCUGGCUUCACGUCGGGUCUCUCGGGUGCCGAGCUCGAGAACAUUGUGAACCAAGCCGCCGUCCACGCUAGCAAGGCCAAGGCGCUCUCUGUCUCGAUGAAGGACCUCGAGUGGGCCAUGGACAAGCUCAUGACGGCCUACCACGAGGCCGGCCACACCCUGGUCCACCUCUUUGCCGACAAACCUCCUAGCGAGCUCCACAAGGUCACCAUCCUCGCCCGCGGCCAGUCCCUGGGCCACACGGCCUACAUUCCCGAGAUGGACAAGUACUCGUACACCCUGAGCGACUACAUGACGCACAUCCGUGUCGCCCUCGGCGGCAAGAUUGCCGAAGAGCUGGCGUUUGGGCCCGAGUCCGUCACAUCAGGCGUGUCCAACGAUCUGGAAAAGGCCACCAAGGAGGCCUUUGCCAUUGUUGGCCGCUUCGGCAUGUCCUCCAAGCUUGCGCCCAUGGACUACGCCAACAACUACGAGAAGCUCAGUUCCGAGACCCGCUCCGCCGUGGAGACGGAAGUCCAACACCUUCUCAACACCUCGGCCGAGGAGGUCCGCACCCUUCUGAGCGCCCGCCGCAAGGAGCUUGACCUUCUUGCCCACGCCCUCGUCGAGUACGAGACCCUCGACAAGCACGAGGUUGAGCGCGUCAUCCGCGGCGAGAAGCUGACGGGCCGCAUGCCCGCGUCUCCCAACACCGCCAUGUCCGUCCCCGUGCCCGCGACGGUACCCGCCGCUAUACCUACGGGCCUUGGCCCAUCUACGGGUCAUCCCGAGUCGGAACCGGGCGCGGGCCUGCCGCCUCCCGUCCCCGCGCCGUAG